AAAACAAUUCGUACUUUUUCGAUCAGACUUCUCAAUCAAAAGUUAUAGACUAGAAACCAAUUUCGAAAGAAAAUUCGAAGGGCUGUAACUUUUGAACCAGUAGCCCAGUAGUGAUUUAGUAGAUUCUCUUUCAUAUAAAAAAACUGAAGUGAAUGGGUUGUGAAGUAAAAUCUGACGGGACUUCUUUGUGUCCAGGGGCAUGGCCCAGGUUCCAUCUGGUAAAGAUGGCACUCAUUGGAGUAGGUACGUACUUUUUUCGAGGAGGAAACAGGGUUCAUUAUUGGUUGCUUAGUUAUGAACAAAAUGUAAUUAUUAAGUCGUAUUACCUUAGAAAUAGAAAAACAACAGAUUGUUUAGACACAAGCGUUGGAAACGGUAAUUUUAGUUUUAAAUGGCAUAAACAGAUUUCUCAAUGGAAACCGUUCAAAGAUUAAAAGGUAACAAUCAUAUUCCGAUUAUUCAGAAUACUUCUAAUUACAUCGCUCAUCCAACGGGUGCGGUACUUCACUGUUCUGAAGUUCAUACGUCGUUAUGCGGUGAUAGUUGUCGCAAUCGUGUUUUGGAAGAGCCGAUAGAUCUUACAUGCGCUGAAAAACGCAAAGUAGAGUUGCCAUCAAUGGUGAAUCGUCUUAAAGCAGACUGUCACCAAACUGAAGCAUCAGGUAGUACUGGUCCCAACAAGAAAUGUAGAAAAAGAAAGGCCAAUAGUAAGAUAAAAGUAGAAAAUGACUCAGUAAAAUAUAUCGACACCACUCAUCUUGCGGAUAAUACAGACGCUAAGCAAAUCGAAGUACUGAAGGCUGCUAGAUCAUUAUUUUCUAAACGCACAAGAACAUUGUAUCACUGGAUAUUCCCGAACGCGCCAAAAGCUCAGUUAAAGGCCGUGAUUUCGUCUUCUUGGGAAACACUCAGCGUGCAGGAGAAAGAUUUCUAUAUAUCCCAGGUUUUAGGUCGAUUUGGAUUCCCUCAAUCGAGCUUAAUGAUAAACCCGCAGCUCGGAGUUCUAUCUUCAUUCCAGACUGAAUUUUCAAAUAGUAGUAUAAGAAACGUAGAGGAGACCUCAAACGCCGUCUCGACCAUAAUUAAUGAAACCAAUAACAAAGCGUGGCGGGAAGAAAUCGAUAAUUUAACUGUGAAAUGUCCAAGUUAUAAGAAAACCAGGGGCCCGGCUAGGAAAAUGAGACGUGCGAAAAUUAAAGAUGAAAAGACCGAGAGGCCCGAAAUUUUGUACUUGAAAGAAGUUAGUGAAGCGCCAAAUGACGAAUUUCAGGAUGACCCAGAACUGAAUAGAGAAUUUCAACAGUUUAGAAGGAAUAUACCUACAUAUGACCAGUAAGAAAGGGUGGUUGCGUUAAAUCUACGUCUUACAAUAGUUUCGUUUCUUGUAAUUUUGUUGACGCAUAAUAAUAAUAAACCGUUUUG
Molecule: messenger RNA, 1422 nt
Organism: Photinus pyralis (common eastern firefly)
Lineage: Eukaryota; Metazoa; Arthropoda; Insecta; Coleoptera; Lampyridae
Exons: 5
Coding region: 413-1336 (307 amino acids)
Source: RefSeq, a predicted model, not a curated record